AUGAUCACUCAAAUGGAACUGAUUGGCGACAACAAGAUUGGCGUUCUGCCGAAGAAAGUCGACCAACUCCAGAUGUGCCGCGAGAUCGCCGCCAGCAAGGACCUGACCGAGAAUGAUUCCUCGUUCAUGCUCGUCGACCUCGACAAGAUCACCGAAAGAUUCAACCUGUGGAAGCGAGAGCUCCCGAUGAUCGAGCCGUUCUACGCUGUCAAGUGCAACACUGACCCGGUGCUCGUUCGCAUUCUCGCAUCUCUCGGAUGCGGAUUCGACUGUGCCAGCAAAGAAGAAAUCGAUAUCGUGAUGGCUUGCGGAGUCGCCGCGGAACGUAUCAUCUACGCGAAUCCGUGCAAGACUCGCGGGUUCAUCCACCAUGCAAUGGAGAGAGACGUCCGAAUGAUGACUUUCGACAACCCCGAGGAGCUUCUCAAAAUUGCCAAGCUUCACCCGAACGCCGAGUACUUUUUCCUUUUCUAUUCUGAGGUUCUUUUUCUUUUUCAGAAUGAUUCUCCGCAUCGCCGUCUCCGACCCAACUGCCACGUGCCCUCUGAACCUCAAGUUUGGUUGCGAUCCGGUGCUUGCUGCUCCUCAACUGCUCAAAACGGCUCACGAGGAAGGCGUCAAUGUAAUCGGAAUUUCUUUCCACGUUGGCUCCGGGUGCAACGAUGCGACUGCCUACCGUACUGCUCUGAGCCACGCCAAGAACUUGUGCGAGAUAGGAGAGGGAAUGGGAUUCAAGAUGGACAUUAUCGACAUGGGCGGUGGCUUCCCGGGAGCUGAGCACCAUAACCCGUUCGAGAAGGUAAACUCCAAGUUGUCCAUUUCAAUACCUAAUGAACGUUUUGCAGAUUGCUGAAGUGAUCCGUGAUUCGAUCGACGAAUUCUUCCCGGAUAAGGAAAAGCGUUUGAUCGCUGAGCCGGGCCGUUUCUUCGCCGCCGGUCCCUUCUCUCUCGUGGCCAACAUCAUUCACGCAACUGAAGUUCCCGCUUCAAAGAUCACUAAGGAUCCGAAGGACAGCGCCAACCCAGGCUACAUGUACUACAUCAACGACGGCGUCUACGGAUCCUUCAACUGCAUCCUCUUCGACCACGCUCAUCCAGUCGGAGUGCCACUGUUCGACGUGGACCGCAACGAAAAGUUCAUGUCGACCAUCUGGGGACCGACUUGCGACAGUCUCGAUCUGGUGGAGGACAAGAAGCUGAUGGUGAAGAUGGAGGUCGGAGAAUGGAUGUACUACGAGGACAUGGGCGCCUACACCCUGGCCGCCGCCACCACCUUCAACGGCUUCGCGAAGCCAGUGCCGAUGUACGUGAUGAGCGAGGAGAUGUGGCAAUCGAUCCGUGACUCAUACCACAUUUAA
This is a messenger RNA of Caenorhabditis sp. 36 PRJEB53466, 1358 nucleotides long. NCBI's taxonomy places the organism in Eukaryota, Metazoa, Nematoda, Chromadorea, Rhabditida, Rhabditidae. The record is from the annotation of a GenBank genome assembly.